GCAUCUUCGCUCAGCGAUACGUGCCAACACUGGUGCCAAGGCGGGUCGAUACUACUUCGAGGUUCAGGUGCUUGAGACCGUUCCCAACGCGCCGAUCUGCUUACUCGUAGGCUUCUCCACGGACAGGUCUUCGCUCUUCCUGGACUCUGCCGAAAGCAUCGCCUUUGACGCUGAGGGCAGGCGAUGGGAUCCGAGCAAGCCGAAGGCGAAGCUGGCGGAGCGUGUGGGCCUUCUGCUGGACCGGCAGGAAGACAUCGUCUCAGUCUUUGUGGAUGGGGAGCUGGUGAAGGAUGAGACGAUCCAGCAAAGUAAGGCCCUCUUUCCUACGCUGGUCUUCCAGAAUCUCACGCUGGCCGUAAGGCUUCUGCCCGCCUCUUUGGCGGCUCCGAGCCCGUGCAUGAUGUUCGGAAACAUCGGGGAGGAACACCGGGUGGCGAGCAGCCUUAGCGCCCUCCAGUCAUCCUGCAGAGAGGUCGUAGUCCCAGUUGCUUUGCCUGGAUGCGGGCUCUAUGACUGGUCCCAUCGCCUGCUGGAGGAGAAGUCUGAGCAUGGCUUGCGGCGUGCCUACCGCACCAUGGCCAAGGAGUUUCAUCCCGACAAGGGCGGUAGCGAGGCGUUGACAGCAGACCUGACCUCCUUGCGGGACUCGCUGGUCCGGGAGCCCUUGAAGUUCCAGAUCUUCAGGGCCAUGUUCGAGGGCCAGCUGCAGCCUUUCAGCUCGCUCGAGUCCACCCGCGUGGAGGUCCAACUGCGGGAGGGCUGGCCCUACCUUCAGGUGGAGCUCGACUUCGACCACGGCGGACUGCUCCUGGACGGAGGAAGCUGGACCUUCGCUUUUGGCUUGAAGAAUGGCAGCACCGUCCACUACCGCGGCGACGAACGCAGCGGCGGGUAUGACGUGUGCUGCGACUUUGUGAGGGAUUCGCAGUGUCAAAGACACUCCUUGUCUCGCUACAAUGCAUCCACGUGCCAAGCAGAGGGAGAAUGUGACAGUCCAUAUGCAGCCUCAGACUGUCCACUGCCAGCCCGUGUGAUGGCCAGAGUCAGAAGGCCUCUACACCAGAAUGUCACCGGCCAGUGGGGCGGCGCGCUGCAGGUCAAGGCGUCCUCUGGCGAGGAGGUAGCGUGCGUCGCCUUUGCGUUUGCCCACCAGGACAAAGAUACAGGUGCGGCGAAUGGUUCAGAACCCAGUGCUCCGGAGCCUUUGGAGGACCCGGCUCCUGACACGGAGCAAGUGGAAGACGUUGGCGGCUUCCGACAUCUUAGCAGCGGCUCUUUCUGUGAAGAUGGGGGCGACCUGCUGGAAGGCGCGCUGGACAACUACGGCGGCAUGUCGCCCUUUGGAGGCGCAGCGCGCGCCAGCGCGGAGAGCUCACUCUUCUACGGCUCCAAGUGCCGGCAGCGGUGCCAACAGCGGCCGAGAUGCCGCUUUUAUACCGCCUACAGCAGUGGCUGGUGUCAGCUCUCCAGCCGCUGCAGCAUGCUGGCGAAGACCGGUGACCCGCUCACGGUGACCUUCGCCAAGAGCGCAAAAGCGGAGACCGAAGCGCGGCCGGAGUUCCUUGAGAUCGGGGAGAUGAUGAUGGAGAGUUGGUGCGUGUCAAGUGGCUUGUCGCGAGCCAGGAAUCCGGGCUCUACGCAUAGCCGGGAUGAGCCCGACCUGUGCUUCAACUUGGAGGAGCUGUCAAACAAGGAGGCCUGGCGCAAGCGAGUCUUUGACCUGGCGAAGCUCAGCGGGCGAUGCCUGGUGCACAGCAGCGUGCGAAAGGGCCUUCUGGAGGCAGAGAGGCGCAGCUUCUUGGAGAACUUUCCGGGGGCCAAGAAGAUUGCAGUGGUCCUCUUUGGGCGGCCCGACGACGACUUCAGAGACUGGGCCAAGCAGCAGAUGAGGCGCCAGCACCAAGCCGCCCGUGCGGAGCUGGACCGGCGCAUCGCCCAAGCGGAGGCUGCAGGAGAGCAACCUCCCGAGGACGAGCUUCCGGAGCCUUCUGACGAGGCGAUCUUCUUGCCCAGCGCUACUGCGGAUGUCGCUGAGAAGCUCUUGGCGCGGGACUUUGGCAGCUUCUCUUUGCCCAGCAAAGCGGAAGGCUUUGACGAGAUACGAUACGAGUGGGCGGAUGAGGAGGGUGCCCAGAAGGAGCUGCGCCAAUGGCUUCAGGAGAAGAAGGCAAAUCAUGUAGUGGAGGGGCUCACGCCGGGCAAGUGGUUCCACGAGAGGCACGAGGCCUGGAAGGAGCUGCGGAAGAUCUUCCAGAAAGGGCAGAUGGAGUUCUCCGAGAAGAUCCGGUCCAAUGCAGAGCUCGCGGAAAAGGCCACGCAAUUUGCCCGAAGCCAUUCGCGGCCGCAGAUGAGCCGGCGGCGUUAG
Messenger RNA from Effrenium voratum, 2365 nucleotides. NCBI's taxonomy places the organism in Eukaryota, Dinophyceae, Suessiales, Symbiodiniaceae. The record is from the annotation of a GenBank genome assembly.